ACAACGAUUUGCGGCUUCUUGUUCCAAAUCGCUCAGCUGUUCGUGGAACUGUGGAGUGUUCCUUUCUGGCAUUGUGUGUGUCUUGUUUGUGCGUCCGAAUGGGCGUUUGACAUAAUGUCGGUAUCAGCAGAGAAUUUGUCUCUGGAGGACUUCCUCGAUGAAGUGGGCAAAGGAGGUGGCGAGUCGGCCGCGCCGCCGGCGGCGGAUGCCAAGAACUUGUCAGUUUUGAUGUCUUCCCUCGCCUUAGGCAAAAAUGAUCAGGAGUACUUUGGAGCAGAGGAUAUUGCUGACUUGCGUGGUAUUGUUGAUGAGUAUGAAGGAGAAGAUGAGGAUACCAUAUCGGAAGCCUCGGAGGUGUCCUCCCAGUUUGGAGAGGCUAUGGCAUAUGUGUCGAUAUUUGACACUCUGACAAGAAGUCCGGAUGAACGCCGAGUGGAGGAUGUGGAAACUGUUUUGGAGUAUACGCAGCACUUACCAGCCUUCGCCAACCUCACCCUGUCGGUGAAGCGUAAGCUAUGCUGGGUGAUGGAGCUGCAGACAUUCCGUGAUGUUCAGUCGCCAGUCAUUCGUAGUGGUGAAGAGGUGGACUCAUGGUGGGUAGUGUUUGGAGGAUCAGUGGAAGUAAACAAGGAUGGUGAUACGCAACGCCUGCACCUGGGUGAAUGCUUUGGUGCAGCGCGUGGCUCCCAGAAGAAGAAGAUCCUACAAAUAGGCACCAUCACGACAUGCCACCCGGACACGAUACUGCUGCGCGUGCCGGCCGCAAAGUAUUACGAGAUCCUGUCCAAAUCCGAGCAGAGCUCCGUCAAGGUGGAGGAGGACGGCAAAGUAGUACUGGUCAAAGAGUUCUCAGAGGAAACGUGCACGCACGUUGCCGUGCGUGCCACACCGGACCUGCUGCUCUGUCGCCUGCUGGAAGAGGAGGAGCACCCUCUUUACGCCGAGGAUUUCCUGCUCGGCCACCGCACGUUCAUUCCGGGCGAGACGGUUGCGGAGCACCUGUGCAAAUGGUUCAUGGAGGUGCCAGAGUGCCGUGAUCGUGUGGCGCGCAUCUUCUUGCUCUGGGUCAACAACCACAUUGAUGACUUCGACGGCAAGGACGGUAUGCUGGCGCUGAUCGAGAAGUUCCGCAACCAGCUGCAGGACGUGGGCAUGAAGGGCCAGUUUCAGCUGCUCAACAUGGCGUGUCAAGUGCGGCCAGCACUGCUUGGCACCAACAGCACCGUCACGCCGACCAUCUCCCCGAUGUCGAUGCGGCACAGCAUCAGCGAGAUCGACGUCAUGUCCGUCAGCCCGCCGCAGGAACGCGCGUCGGGCCACCGGCAGUCUCUGCGUCUCAUGAAGCUGCCGUUCGGCAAGAACCGCAAGGUGGACCGCGGCCAGAUGAAGAAGCGCAGUCCCAGUCCGCUGGUGCGGACAAACAGCAACACCAGCAUCGAAGAGGGAACGCGUAGCAGCUGUCCGUCGAUCAGCGUCUCUGGACCCGGCACUGGUGCAGGCCUAGGCACAAGCCAAAUGCUACCAUCGGAAGCCGGCGUGACACUCAAAGUGUUCAAGCCUGACCAUUCGUAUCGUUUUGUCACCGUCGUUUCAGAAACCACCGCCGAGCAGCUGAUCCGCGCCGCCCUGAAGCAGUUUGACAUCCACGAGGAGACGUCGAAUUACUCCCUGUGUCGGAUAUCGGUGUCGCCCGAAGGCUUAGUGAAGCAGACUCGGUUACCGGACGCGUUCCACAGCUUACCGUCACAUCUGACUCUAACAUCGCGCUACUACAUUAAAAACAACGUCACCACUAACAGCCUUGUGCACGGCGACGAGCUGCUGAUGGAGGUACUCGCCGAAGGUGCCACGGAUUUCCUGUCACUCGACCCGAGGGAUAUUGCACGUGCCGUUACUCUGCAGGACUUUGCCGUGUACCGACAAAUCACGCCGGUCGAGUACUUUGAAGAUCUGUGGGGCCUGGAGAAGAGCUCGCCCAAUGACGGCCUGAUGCGCUUCUCGGAGACGACCAAUCAUGAGAUGUUCUGGGUGGUCAACGAGGUCCUCAAUGAGCCCAACCCGGCACAGCGCGUGCGCGUCAUCAAGCACUUCCUGAAGAUCGCCAAGCUCUGCCGAAAGGUGUUCAACUUCAACACGAUGUUUGCCAUCAUCAGCGGCCUGUCGUAUGGCGCAGUGGGCAAGCUCAGGACGACGUGGGCCAAGGUUGGCCAGCGACACCUGAAAACAGUUGCUGAACUGCAGGAGCUGAUGAAUCCGUCUCGCAACAUGUUCAAUUAUCGCCGGCUGCUCAAGGGUGCUAAGCCGCCGAUCAUUCCAUUCUUCCCCGUCGUCAAGAAGGACAUUACGUUCCUCUAUCUUGGCAACGACAAUAAAAUCGACGGACUCAUCAACUUCGAGAAGCUGCGCAUGGUGUCACAUGACAUCCGGGCGUUCGCCGAAUUCCACAGCGCCAACUACAACCACGACACCCUGCUCUCGCUGACUUCACAGCAGAACCGUGGCAAGGCGGCGUUCUACGACCAGUGGAUGAUCGAACGUCGGGUCAGCCACUACCUUGCUAACCUGGAAGUGAACACAAAUGAAGCUGAGCUCAAGGAACGAGCUAUGGAGCUGGAGGAGCAGCAUCUUCAGAUUGUUGCAGGAAAAGCGCAAGCACCUCCUCCAACCACUAGUCUGCGGCGUCCGAGUGUCUUCACUAGGCCAGAGUAAGUCGCCUAUUGUCUGUGUCUGUUCUGCUUGUCCGCUCACAACCCGCCACCCCUCCCAUGGGCCUUGUACAUACCGUCCGUCCUGGUGACAGUGCGAUUCAGUUGCCCUCCGUUGCUUGCUGUCCUGCUGUCCUCUAUCCGCUACUCUUUCUCCGUGUGCGUGUGUGACUUGCCGGAGCCACCGCGCUUCAUGUCCGUUCUCGCUGUCGUACCAUAGCUUCGCCGCGUGUCGCCAUUGCUCGUGUGUAUGAGUGUAUGCCCAUAGUAGUCGCGCUGUCCAUAUUCUGACUAGUUCCGGCUGCAUAUAUAGCCCUAUCGUGUUUUGUGUGGUCUAUCUCAGUGCAGAGAACUUUAGCCCCUGUUUUGUUCCGUAGUUCCGUGUCAGUGUUCUUCGUUGUCCGCAUGCUGGUAUGCAACCUUAGUGAACCCUUAGCUGGGAGACGCCAUAAGAGACCAUAACAAUUUCAUUCUGCGUACGGGCAAACGGCGACGACGCUUUUGAGUUCUGUUCCAUUUUUACGUCACCUCAGAAUGAUCUUCUUGUACAUAAACAUGCAAAUAAUAAUUUAGUAUAUUUUUCUUGUAUCGGUGCGUACCUUCUCUCCCCUCUCACCCCUUAGCUUUUUCUAUGUGCCGAAAAUAGAAACUCCGCCGCCAACACGCCAACACUUGCCCAUUACGAAACAUAUGUUUAAAUUUGACCGAUUUUUUUAAUUCUGGUCUAAAUGCUUGACGACAAUCUUACGUUCAUAGUAUGUCAUUGUGACCAUUUUGAUGAUUAUUUUAUUAGAUCUGGAUAUGCUAUUCUGGAGCACUGUCUCCUGCAUUUAUAUUUUCUCCUUUUUGGCCGGUGGGGCUUUCCUUAUUUGGAAUUGGCCUUUGAUCGGUGAAGUAAUACCAUUGCUUAUGCUG
Messenger RNA from Sycon ciliatum, 3620 nucleotides. Its product is annotated as rap guanine nucleotide exchange factor 2-like. Lineage: Eukaryota; Metazoa; Porifera; Calcarea; Leucosolenida; Sycettidae. The record is from RefSeq and is a predicted model, not a curated record. Bases 115 to 2709 code for a protein of 864 amino acids. The transcript has a single exon. Gene Ontology annotation, biological process: Ras protein signal transduction; positive regulation of GTPase activity. Gene Ontology annotation, cellular component: apical plasma membrane; plasma membrane. Gene Ontology annotation, molecular function: guanyl-nucleotide exchange factor activity.